Perkinsus marinus ATCC 50983 is the source of this 780-nucleotide messenger RNA. RefSeq lists its product as hypothetical. Gene Ontology annotation, cellular component: transcription factor TFIIE complex. Lineage: Eukaryota; Perkinsozoa; Perkinsida; Perkinsidae. Gene Ontology annotation, biological process: transcription initiation at RNA polymerase II promoter. The transcript has 8 exons. Bases 1 to 780 code for a protein of 259 amino acids. The record is from RefSeq and is a predicted model, not a curated record.
AUGUACCAGUUUGGGACGAAGGGACAGCGGCCGGUGGAGUCCAUCGUGAAGGUCGUAUUGGACAUGCUCAAGCAGCAUCCCAACCAGGAAUUCACGGAUUCCCAAAUAGAACGGACGACAAGGGAAAGGAUAAUAGGUCAGCCAGCCGUGGUAGGCAUGUUGCAAAACAACCCGAAGAUCGACUACGAUCCCACCACUAGAAGGUACAAGUUCAGGCCUCACUACGAUCUCCGGGACAAGCAACAGCUCCUUCAACUGCUACAUAGUCGGCCAACACUCAUGGUGGAUCCUAAUUUACUCGAGAGUUAUCCGGGAAUCGACGAGGAUAUUUCAAGUUUACUGCGGGAACAUGCCUGUCGAGGCGUGCGGCAUCCUGAUUAUAUCAAGCAAAUUAAAUGCGAGCGAGCACAGGCCGCUGCGGAGCAAGCGGCGGCAGCGAGUGAUGGAACUGCAAGGAAGGCGGCAGGUCGUAGCAACCUCGGAGUUAUCCUUGGCCGGCUUUAUUCCGAUGAAAUCACGAGUAUGGCGAAAGCACUGGAUAGCGAUAUAAAGGAAAUGUGGUUUGGUACGACCUGGCCCAGCAUAGCUGACAUACAAAAAGCUACUAACGAAGGUCGCAAUCAGCAAGCAGAGGUUUUGCAUCGGCCUGUACGGAAGACUAGGGGAGGCCGACAGAGAGGCACUCGCAACAAGAGGACUUCUUCCCGACCUGAGAAAAUUCUCAACUCUUCGCCGCAGAGCAUUGCUUCACCGUCGUCACCAUCGACCCCUUCUCCAUAA